UAUCAACCAUCUUAUCAUAUACACUUCCGUUUGAAGUGAUACGGUGUAAAAACUGGCCUAUAUAAACGGAUUGACCAUUCGUAUCGUAAACCGCGUUUAGUUCAACUUUGGAGUUUGGUUUAGAUUCAUAAGUCCACAGUUUAAGCAGAAUGAUGAAGCAAGUCAUCGUUAGUGUUACCAUCGCUGUCGCCCUUUUUGGGGUAAUUCAGGCUUCAGAUUUAAUACUGGGAACCAUCAACUCAGGUGAUCGCGUACUGCUCUCUCAGGGCUAUACAGCUCCAGCAGUAGUUAACCAUACCGCAACCCAACGUGUUACUUACACUGGAAACUAUAACAUUACCGCUAUCCGCGCGUUCGAUCGAUCAGCCAAUCGUACCGGAGUGUCAUCGCUUUACAGUGGUGGUAUUGGGCAACGGAAUGCCACUAUCCUGUUGGCAGGAUACAGAGCCGGAGUUGGAUUCGACUAUUUGGUGGAAAUUUAUGGUAGAUAAUAAUUAGUCAAAUAAUGCUUAACUUUGGUUAGUUUGAAUAAUAAAAUAUAUUUGGAUGUAACAA
This is a messenger RNA of Wyeomyia smithii (pitcher-plant mosquito), 555 nucleotides long. RefSeq lists its product as uncharacterized. The record is from RefSeq and is a predicted model, not a curated record. NCBI's taxonomy places the organism in Eukaryota, Metazoa, Arthropoda, Insecta, Diptera, Culicidae. The transcript has a single exon. Bases 150 to 491 code for a protein of 113 amino acids.